CCUCCUGCUACAGACUGAGACGGAGCUGGCAACGAGCAGAGAAACGGGGGGAGCUGUGACACCACGGAGAAAAAACGCGAUUACACCCCAAAUACCAGCGGGUUUUUGGUCGCAAUUGUUCGGGUGUAUCCGGGAAAAAGGCUGUCCGGGCGGCAGUUCGGGCUGAGGGCUAAAUUUAGUCGCGGGUGGUCGAGGAUAGCAGUCUAUUUUUCAACAACCAACUCCCCAGAUGAACUCCGUCAGAGCCACCAACAGGAGACCCAGGCGAGUGUCGAGGCCGCGCCCGGUGCAGCCCGAACGGAACAACGGAGAGAGAGAUGAGGAGGCUCCUGCAGCAGCCGCAGCAGAAAUGGCUAUUGAGGAGUCCGGUCCAGGUGCUCAGAACAGUCCCUACCAGCUUCGACGCAAGACCCUGCUUCCCAAGAGAACCGCCGCUGCCUCUGCCACCGCCUCUGCCUGCCCCAGCAAGGGCCCAAUGGAGGGAGCUUCCACUUCAUCAACAGAGGCCUUUGGCCAUCGAGCCAAGCGGGCACGAGUGUCCGGUAAGAGCCACGACCUGCCAGCAGCCCCAGCAGAGCAAUAUCUGCAGCAGAAGCUUCCAGAUGAGGUUGUUUUGAAGAUUUUUUCCUACUUACUGGAGCAAGACCUCUGUCAGGCAGCUUGUGUUUGCAAAAGAUUCAGCCAGCUAGCAAACGACCCCAUCCUAUGGAAGCGCUUAUACAUGGAGGUGUUUGAGUACACGCGUCCCAUGAUGCAUCCAGAGCCAGGCAGGUUCUACCAGGUCAGUCCUGAGGAGCAUGAACACCCAAACCCCUGGAAGGAGAGCUUUCAGCAGCUGUACAAAGGUGCGCAUGUAAAACCGGGCUUUGCUGAGCAUUUCUACAGUAACCCUGGAAGAUACAAAGGCAGAGAGAAUAUGCUGUAUUAUGACACCAUUGAGGAUGCACUAGGCGGCGUACAAGAAGCCCACUUUGAUGGUCUCAUCUUCGUUCACUCUGGCAUCUAUACAGAUGAGUGGAUUUAUAUAGAGUCCCCCAUCACCAUGAUUGGUGCAGCUCCUGGUAAAGUAGCAGACAAGGUGGUGAUAGAGAAUACUAGAGACUCGACGUUUGUCUUCAUGGAGGGCUCAGAGGAUGCAUAUGUGGGGUACAUGACCAUCAAGUUUAAUCCUGAUGAUAAGUCAGCACAGCACCAUAACGCCCACCACUGUCUGGAGAUCACCGUCAACUGCAGCCCUAACAUCGACCACUGCAUUAUCCGGUCCACGUGCACAGUGGGUUCAGCUGUGUGCGUGAGUGGACAGGGAGCCUGUCCAACCAUCAAGCACUGCAACAUCAGCGACUGUGAGAACGUAGGACUGUAUAUUACAGACCACGCACAGGGCAUUUAUGAAGACAAUGAAAUCAGCAACAAUGCGCUAGCGGGAAUUUGGGUUAAAAACCACGGUAAUCCCAUCAUCAGACGUAACCACAUCCACCACGGACGAGAUGUUGGAGUGUUCACUUUUGAUCACGGCAUGGGUUACUUUGAAAACUGUAAUAUCCAUAGAAAUCGCAUAGCAGGCUUUGAGGUAAAAGCAUACGCCAACCCCACGGUGGUGCGUUGUGAGAUCCACCAUGGCCAGACGGGAGGCAUCUACGUCCAUGAGAAGGGGCGGGGCCAGUUUAUAGAGAACAAAAUCUAUGCCAAUAACUUUGCGGGUGUGUGGAUCACAUCCAACAGUGACCCGACGAUACGGGGAAAUGCUAUAUUCAAUGGUAACCAAGGAGGGGUGUACAUAUUUGGAGAUGGUCGGGGUUUGAUAGAGAGUAACGACAUCUAUGGUAACGCUUUGGCGGGAAUCCAGAUCCGAACCAACAGCUGCCCCAUUGUACGGCACAACAAGAUCCAUGAUGGCCAGCAUGGGGGCAUCUACGUGCACGAGAAAGGCCAGGGAGUGAUCGAGGAGAACGAGGUUUACAGCAACACACUGGCUGGAGUCUGGGUGACCACAGGCAGCACUCCAGUCCUCCGCAAGAACCGCAUCCACAGUGGCAAACAGGUUGGUGUAUAUUUCUAUGACAACGGGCACGGUGUGUUGGAAGACAACGACAUCUACAAUCACAUGUACUCUGGUGUACAAAUAAGGACGGGAAGCAACCCAAAGAUCCGGCGCAACAAGAUAUGGGGAGGCCAGAAUGGAGGGAUUCUAGUCUAUAACUCAGGUCUGGGCUUCAUCGAGGACAAUGAGAUCUUUGACAAUGCCAUGGCCGGGGUGUGGAUCAAGACGGACAGCAACCCUACACUGAGAAGAAACAAGAUCCAUGAUGGCAGAGAUGGAGGCAUCUGUAUCUUUAACGGAGGCAGAGGUUUGCUGGAAGAGAACGACAUCUUCAGGAACGCUCAGGCCGGUGUGCUGAUCAGCACCAACAGCCAUCCAAUACUCCGCAAGAACCGCAUCUUUGACGGCUUCGCAGCAGGUAUUGAAAUCACUAACCACGCCACUGCAACGCUGGAGGGAAACCAGAUCUUCAACAACCGCUUUGGAGGCCUGUUUCUGGCUUCAGGCGUGAAUGUCACCAUGAAAGAUAAUAAGAUUCUGAAUAAUCAGGAUGCCAUUGAGAAGGCAGUGAGCAGAGGACAGUGUCUCUACAAGAUCUCCAGUUACACCAGUUACCCCAUGCACGACUUCUACAGAUGUCACACCUGUAAUACGACAGAUAGGAACGCCAUCUGUGUUAACUGCAUCAAAAAAUGCCACCAAGGACAUGAUGUAGAGUUUAUACGGCACGAUCGGUUUUUCUGUGACUGCGGAGCAGGAACGUUGUCGAACCCGUGCACGCUGGCCGGAGAGCCCACACAUGAUACAGACACUCUGUAUGACUCAGCGCCGCCCAUCGAGUCCAACACGCUGCAACAUAACUGAAGGCGUUAACACUCUCUCACAUAAGCAUACAAACACAUUACAUUGCACACAGUCAUACACACAUAUAAACACACACAGUUACAUACACACAUCCACUGGCAGCCAUAAGGACCCAGAGAGACUCUGUGAUCGCAGCGCUCUCAGACGGGAUCGAGGUGAAAGAGGCUGCAGAGGAAGCAGCUUCGCGGUGGCCUGCAGUCAGACGCGCUGCAGCGGAGGCAGCCUUCACUAGAGGGAGCAGUGGAGCUGAGGAUGGACUGACAGAAAGGCCACAAGAGAUUCCUCACUGGAGUAUUUGUCAUUGCAGUCUGUAUACAGAGAAGACGAGAAGAGAAUUAUUUGGAAAGCUCUGGCAGAGUUGUGAAGAUCUAUGUGGUGUGAAUCCUCAGCUCCUGGCCCUCUUCUCCUUCUCAAGAACUGCUGUUAAAGAGACUUCCUGCUUCCUCGCAGCUGCCAUCCCUAUUGGCUGCCCGGGCAGUUGUAACUAGGCAAUGGAUGCGCGGAUGUUGCUCUGUUGUGUGUGUAUGUGUGCGUGUGUGUGUGGAUAAAAAGUAAGAUUGUGUGUGUGAUGGAGCACUUGGGCUUUUUUUUAAAAAAAAAUAUGUUCUGAUCAAUGGAUUUUAUUUCAAUGCUUUCUCAUGUAGUUUUGUAUUUUCAAGCAAAAAGCUGACUGUAUUUGAAUGUCUUUUAUUUUAUUAUAUAUUAUUAUAAUUAUUUUUCUUUGGUUAGCGUCCCUCCUCCCUCCCCGAUGCCCCGGCAAACUGCAGAAACUCUAACGUCCCAGUGGUGAAGUUCUUUCUGUGAAAGAGAAUCUCAUUUAAACACUAAAAACCCUCUCCAGUAUAUUAGCUUAAAUGGCAGGUGGAGCGACUCCACAGUUGUAUAAAGGUGUGUGUGUGGGAGUGUGUGUGUGUAAAUGUGUGUCGUGUACAGUGCAAGUUGUGCGUGUGUGUGUAUAUAUGUUUAUAAGUUGAUGCAGUCAGUGUUUUGUGGAGAGGGUUUCAAUAGGAGGCGUCAGAGCUCCUUUGAACUGGAACUGAAGAGUGUAUCUGCAGCCCCUCACCCCCGUCCUCCCCUGUCUCCCCCCUGUGUAUCGUGGUGACUGUGGCUCCUCAUGCAGCCUGAAUCGUAUGCAUGUACCAUAACAUCUAGACUUAAUAUAUUGUGAAGUAUUCAAUAACCAUUAUGUAGAUGCUAGUUGGAAUUCAAAAAGGGGUAUACUUUCUUAGAAAGACAAAAAAGACAACAAGGAACUGGCCAUUUCUAAGAAAAUAAAACUUUAUUAGAUCAGA
Messenger RNA from Amphiprion ocellaris (clown anemonefish), 4197 nucleotides. It is a transcript of the gene fbxo11b, whose product is annotated as F-box protein 11b. The transcript has 22 exons. Gene Ontology annotation, molecular function: zinc ion binding; protein binding. The record is from RefSeq and is a predicted model, not a curated record. Lineage: Eukaryota; Metazoa; Chordata; Actinopteri; Pomacentridae. The coding region runs from base 230 to 2905 and encodes 891 amino acids. Gene Ontology annotation, biological process: regulation of apoptotic process; ubiquitin-dependent protein catabolic process; protein ubiquitination.